AUGAAGUUCCUCAACAUUGGCCUUGUCGCCCUUUCCUCGCUCUUCGCGACCACCUACGCUGCUCCCGCCAGCAGCGGCCUCCUCUCCGACGUCGAAGUCCCCAAGGUCCCCGCCGUUGGCCUUUCCGAGCUUCCCACCUCUGAGAUCCUCAACAAGCGUGCCCAGGUUGUCUAUACCGAGGUGCAGUACACCAUCGUUGAGGUCAAGAAGCACUGCUCUACUAUCAACUCCACUGUCGAUGGCGUCACCGGCGGCCAGGUCUCCGAGAAGAAGGAUGAGAUCAUCAAGCUCGUCAAGACUGAGGUCACCGCCAUCGUCAGUCUCAUCAACUCUCUCGUUAGCCAAGUCGUCGAGCUGCUCGGCGAGACCACUGAGAUCGUUGGCGAUGAGAAAGACCAGAUCAUCAGCGCUGUCCUCGAGCUCAUCUUCGAGAUCAUCUACUCCUUGAAGAACGUUAUCAAGGUCCUCGGUAUCAGCAUCUUCGAGCUCCUCGGCCCACUUGUCUUCGUCCUCCUUAGCGUCAUCUUCCACCUCCUCUGCACCCUCAACAGCUUGAUCGACGGUCUCCUCAAGCUCGUCCUGUCCGCCCUUGGCGGUGUCAUUGACCUUCUCCUCGAGGUUCUCAGUGGCCUCCUGCCUACUGUCCUCGGCAUUGUCGGUGGCAUUCUCGACAAGCUCAACAUCGGUGGUCUUAUCUGCAACCUCCUCUAA
Colletotrichum spaethianum is the source of this 711-nucleotide messenger RNA. RefSeq lists its product as uncharacterized. Bases 1 to 711 code for a protein of 236 amino acids. The transcript has 2 exons. The record is from RefSeq and is a predicted model, not a curated record. NCBI's taxonomy places the organism in Eukaryota, Fungi, Ascomycota, Sordariomycetes, Glomerellales, Glomerellaceae.